GCGGCAGCGGCAGCAGCAGGAGGAGGAGGAGGAGGAGGCGGCGAGGGGGAGGGCGCAGCCGGCAGCGCGCACCGGCCGGCGGCGGCGGGGCUGGCCGGGGCGGCGGGGCCAUUGUGUGCUCCAGACGGGGACACGGCCGCUCGCCACCGCACCCUCGCCCGCACCCGCGGCGCGCCGCAGCGAAAGUAUCGCGAGAGCGGCCGGCGAACAACCUGCUCCGCCACGGCCCCGCGCCGCGCCCGCGGAGCGCCCGCGCCGCCGCCGCGCACAUGCGGACGCCGAGCGCCGCCGCCGCCGCCCGCCGGUUAUGAAGGAAGAAUGGAGUUUCCAGACCAUAGCCGCCAGUUGCUGCAGUGUCUGAGUCAGCAGCGUCACCAGGGCUUCCUGUGUGACUGUACUGUUUUAGUUGGAGAAGCUCAAUUCAGAGCUCACAGAGCCGUUCUUGCCUCUUGCAGUAUGUACUUCCAUCUUUUCUACAGGGACCAGUUAGACAAAAGGGAUAUUGUGCAUCUGAACAGUGACAUUGUCACAGCCCCUGCCUUCAGCCUGCUGCUCGAAUUCAUGUACGAGGGGAAGCUGGAAUUCAACAGUCUCCCAGUGGAAGAUGUGCUGGCUGCGGCGAGCUACCUUCACAUGUAUGACAUUGUGAAAGUCUGCAAGGGCAAGUUGAAAGAUAAAGAAUUAUGUUCGGAAGAGAAGAUUAAUGAUGAGGCGGCUAGUUUGGAGAAAGCGGAGCAUUUUCUAGACGCUGGAGUGCCCCUGGUCCACGAGUUUGACCCAGGAAACAAACAAAAAUUCAGCGUUGCAGAAUACGAGAGAGCAGCAGGCAAAGAAAAGGUCAGCAGUCACCCCGCCUGGUCCUCUGAUCAUAUAAGUGUCAGCUCUGUGCCGACAGAGGCAGAACCGUGCGCCGCAGCAGCUGGAAAAACAAAGGCUAAUGUCAAUAGUUCCACAGGACCUUUGUCCCAAAGGUCUGUUAACCAUCCCCUGGCUUCGAGUGAUGUGGACUGCGCGCUGGAUUUGUCUUUCAAGCCCGUGCCGGGGAGAGAUUCCUUACACCCCUCCUAUGUCUUUGGACAGCUGGCUUCCGACAGCCAGCAGCAGGGUACCGAGCCACUUGUUAAAGAUGAACAAGACUUGCUGUCAGAUCAGGAGGACGGCGAAGCCAGGAGUCCAGAGAGUCAGCAUUUUGGGAAUUCAGCCAAAAGCCUAGUGACAGGGUUAGGACACAUGUUCGCGGGGAAUGGCAGCUCUCACGCCCGAGAGGAGGAUAUAGAUCAAGAGCGAGACGAGAGCGAGGACGACAUGGACUCGUCGGACAUCUCCUCGGGCGUCCUCGUGCCCCCUGGGCAUAUCUGCAUUUGUCCCCUCUGUAGCAAGGUGUUCCCGAGCCCGCACAUCCUCCAGCUGCACCUGAGCUCCCACUUCCGCGACAAGGACGGCUCCCGCACCCGCCUGUCCCCCGACGGGUCGGUGCCCACUUGCACCCUGUGCGGAAAGACUUUCUCCUGCAUGUACACGCUCAAGAGGCACGAGAGGACUCACUCGGGGGAGAAGCCCUACACCUGCGGCCAGUGCGGGAAGAGCUUCCAGUACUCGCACAACCUCAGCCGCCACGCGGUCGUGCACACCAGGGAGAAACCCCACGGGUGCAAGUGGUGCGAGAGACGCUUCACGCAGUCCGGGGAUCUCUACAGACACAUCCGCAAAUUUCAUUGUGGCCUUGUGAAGUCCUUGGUUGUUUGAGAUGGGUGACUUUUGGGUUUUGUGUUUGUUUGUUCUUUCGGUUUUGUUUGUUUGUUUUUUUUUAAUAUCUACACCACCCCCAACCCUUUUAAAACAAAACAGGAAAAAAGAAAAAGGCAGCGUCUGAAUUUUAAUUUUGUUCUUCUCCUCCCUUUCCUUUAUUUUGUUUUGGUGAUAUUCACUUCAGGUAUAUGAUCUUUAAAAGAUGCAGCGGUAUACACUCCAGAGGCCUUUUAAUGCAAUCCUUCCACCUCUCCCUUCCUAGCGCAGUCCUUUAGGUCUUCUCUUGUGCACCCAUGUUACAUUAUUAAUGUGAAAUGAUCUUAAGUAAUUCUGCAAUGAUUUAGCAUCAGUUUUCACACUGGAAGUACUUGCUUUGUGGUCAGGGUUUUGUUGGUUUGGUUUUUCUUUUUUUUUUUUUCUUUUUUUUCUUUUUUAAGAAAAGGUUAUCAGCAAAUUCUGGAGAAAAUUUUGGCUUCCAUUAAGCUCCCCAAAUGCCCUCUGUGUAUUGCAGAGAAACAUCUGAAGAGAUGAACUUCAGAUGAACUGAAUACAUUUUGUUGUAGAGAAACCUGUCCACACAUCGCAGAGUGGGCAGAUGUACUUUUAUUUUGUAGACCUAGAUGAGACAUUGAAUUGGCCCAAAUUUUAAAGGGGUUGAGGAUUCCUGGCUGUGUCUUUGGCACUGGUCAUUUUUUAUUCUCUUUAUUCCAUUAAUACUGCAGUUCUGCAGUUGAUCCUAAAAUCUAAAUGAGAAGUUUUUAGCCUUGGGACUUGACUUAAAUUUCCCUUCCCACCCAUCCUCCUCACUGGGCUGACCUGCUGAAAAGCUGCUUUUGAGCAGAAAAUGUGGAUGGAAAAACACUUUCUGUCUGCAGCAUAUUCACUCCCGAAAUGUUGAAGGAUGCACGCUCAGAGAUACAGAAAAAUUGUAUAAUAUGUGAAUAUUUUCAUUCCCAUAUCGACAUCCAGAGGCUGAUCCCAUCCCCCUUGGAGGGGACAGCAGCUAUAAAGUGGCCAAAUACCCCUCCUGGUGCCAGGUUUCUGGGGUUUUGUAGUUCAAGGUAACUCAUGCCUUGUGCAUCAGGAGAUGCCCUGCUGUCUUGCCUGAAAGGUUUGCUGCCAUGCUAAAACCAGCAGCAUGAAAUUAUAUAUUUUUUAUUUUUUUAUGAAGUUGGCGAUCCCCUCUGAGCUAAAUUGUGUGCAAUUGCUGGUGUUCCCAAGAGGCAGCAUGAAGACGAACUGCUGGAGGGAAAGCAUGGCCUAACUUUUGCUCCAAGUCCCACCUUUUCAGGGGAAGUUUUUGGGGGUAAUUUAUUUUAUUUUAUUUUUUUUCAGUUUGUUUGUUUGUAAACUGAGGCUGCCUAUAACUAUAGCCAGUUUUACUCCAGAUGAUGCAGUUUCUUGCCUAUUAGAUCAUCAUUUGAUCUGUGCAUGUUGGUGGAUAUCACUUUGUUCCCUUCCAGUCAAAUCACCCAUUCAAGGUACAUGUACAUGGGACUGAAAUACAAUAAUAAUAUCUGAGGGGUGUGAAUGUCCUUCUGCUGCAUUAGCAUUGCUUCACCAGCUUUCUUGACACUCCUGGAGUUGUUUGGUGAAAUUUAGGCGUGUGUUUAAAAAUGAAUUUUAAAGCACUGAGUUAGGUUAUUUUUAAAAGUUGUGCUUAAAAUACUGUAUUGCAUCUUAUGAAGAAAAAACUUCCCAAUGCCUUUCCCCCUCUGGUCCAAAAACUGAGCACUACCUACAUAAAUAAUAUGGGAUUGACUUUUUUUUUUUUUAAAUUAAGUACUUCCUCUUUAAACAAAAUCAGGAUAUACUUGUUACAGCCUCUUAUUAUUCAUCUCUUAAACUAUGAAUGUACAUGUAAUGUGAAAUUUUGCUUUUAUUUAUAGUUUUGGGAUUUGUUUUCAGUUUUAAUUUCUCAACUGUAAAAUAUUUUUGCUGAACCUGUUACAUAUGAAAGUUGUGGGAGAGUACUGUAUCUUGAACAUAAGUGGCUUUGGUACUGUGGUCUUAUUCUACUUAAUCAGUUUUUUUCUUUUUUUUUCUUUUUUUUUUAUUUUUGCUGUGAUUGGAAAUAGCACUGAACAAAAUCUAGUAAAAUUAAGUUAUUUUUCUUUCUACUAAAAUUAAGUUAUUUUUUUCUCCUGAAGAUACUUGAUAUAGUAUUUAUUAGAUUUUUUUUUUGGUUUUGUUUUUGAAGUGGAAUUAUUACUUUUAAUCUAUUUCAAAAUUAGUUAAUUUACACUUUAAAUUUUAUAACAAUGGGUUUUGCAUGUUGAGCAACAUGUAAAGAGUUUAAUGUAGAGUCAGCAUUACUGAAGCUGGUAAUCUUAAUUUUGCAUUCUUGUGACACUUUUGUUUGCAUUUCAGUCUUCAAUUACUGUUUGUUUUAAAUUUUUUUAGAAGAUCAGAAAAUAGGAUGUGCCAUAAGAACAUCAUUAGUGUAUGGAGCAGGGAAAAGUUGAAACAAGUUUUUGUCUGAUCUUAGUAUAGAAAUAAUUCAUUAAACUGAUGCUAUGAGCAUGCUCUGUGCUGCAGUGAAUAUGGGGCAAAAGUUGUUUUUGUUUUUUUUUAAUAAGAAAAAAAGACUUUUUCAUCCUUGACUACAUCAUGAACACACUGUUCUCAUAGUCUGAUAUUUGUGUUCCCACUCAUAGCUUGAAUUUCUAAAGUAAAGAAAUGUUUGCACUUAUUUUUGUUCUUAAGGUGACUUUUUUUUUUGGCUGUUUCUCUGUGUGUCUCUUAUUUUUAAGUUGCAAUAGCUCGGAGCAUGUUUUCAAAAUGGUUCAUGGCUCUAUGGAGAAGUACUGAAACAUGGCACACUUAAGGCUUGUCUCUUCAUAAACUAUUUCUCUGUGGGGCAGUUGCUGUCUCCAUAGGGAACAGUCCUGCUCUGCAUUUUAAACACUGGAUUUGUCUUCUACUACAAACAAAUACUGUGAAGUUAAUGUAAAAAAAAAAUCAUUGAUAUUUUUAAUUGUUUUUAAUCUUGGUGCAGUUCAGAUUAAAUAUGUAUAUUUAAAGACACUAAUUUUUGUGGGAGAGUUUUAUAGUAUACAGUAUGUAGAGAAGCUAUUGGAAUGGAAUAUAUUUUAUAAAAAUGUUCUAUCACUGUUUUAUAGUGAACUAUUUUUCCUUCGGUGUUAGUGUAAUACUGUUAGUCUAGAUCAGACAAUCGCAGGAAGAGUGAUUCAGGCUACUGUUAGCGCUUAGUUUUGCGUGGAGUUCUGUUUGCAACUGUAUUGGUAUGUGCUGUACAAUGUGACAAUCGUGACUAGGAUUGUUGUCUUUAUAAAUCUACAUGAAAUAAAACGUGCUAGAAUUGUAAGCUUGAGCGUCCUCCCCCUUUUAGCAGAAGGGGUGUGGUGUUUGGGAUUUUUUUAUUAUGUGUUAAUAAUGAUUAAUUGCAAGUAUUUUAUAAUUUGCUGCUUUUUUAAAAGAAAUUAUUAUUAUAUACUCUAAUAACUUCUUUCUUUUUCAGGGCCAUCUGGGAUUUUAGGCAUGUAAGGAGCUGCCGUGUCUCAGUCAGAGCCUGACUGAGCAUUUCCUUAGUGACCGGGCUGGACCUAACCCAGCACCACUUCUGCAUUUUGGCCAGGGUUUUUGGGCUGUUUGAAGAGGCUCAGUGUGCCCUGGGUGUCCUGGGGGAGCUGUGGGCCAGCCCUGCCCCGAGUGAUGCUGGUGGCCGGGUGACAAACCUGUGAGCACAGACGGGGGGACGUGGCGUGCGAGGACAGCCCGGCACCCUCAGGCUGAUCCAGCACGGUGCUGAUUAACUGGCACCAGGGCAGAACCUCUCCCAGCCUUGGGCAGCUGAGCUCUGACCCACUCCUCUGAACACCUCCCUCAGUCCUUGGGCUGAUUUUAGCAGGAGCUGGGGCUGGGAGGAAGAAGGGACGAGCUGUCCGUGCUGACUGCUGCUCAGGGGAGGGCAGUAAGCAGUGGGGAGGUGCCCUACCACGAGCACCGUGUCUUGUGUUUCUCAAUUAUUUGGAAGCAAAGGAUCCUGGCAGAAUGGGACUGCAUCAAAGUGGUGCUGCUUAAAGGGUGAGCAGGUUGUAGUUAAUGCUGGUGUGGAGGCACAGCUAUGGCUCCCCUCCUGCUACCACGUAGCGGUUUCUUCGCAAUCAUCUCAAAAUAGGUGGGUAUUUCUUGCCUUCAAGCAUGUGUCCUUCCUUAGAGAUCCUGUGCCUGCAUCCCCAUCUGUGGGGAGGGCUGAAAGCUGCUGAAGAUACGUGGUGAUCUGCUGCAAUGUGGUGAAGUGUUAAAAACUAUAAAUAUAUAAAAUUUUUUUUAGUUUUGUUUUUUUUUUAAUUCCUACUGCCUAGAGUUUGGUGUCCCUACAGCUGCAUAUUUGUGGCACUCCUGUUUCCAGUCUUUUCUGCUGUUGUGGAUAUGUGUAAGAACAUUCAAAGGUGUUUUAUCUCGCCCUUGCCCCCCCAAAAAUUAAAUAAAUUUGCCCGAAUCUGAGUGCGGUGCUGGAGAAGGAGGAGGUAAAAGGCUUUUCUUGGAGAGAGAGGGUGCUCAGAAAGAAGCAAGCUUGAAGCUAAACCUGGGAGGUGGAUGGCUUGCAAACAGGCUAUAAAUAACCGUGAGUAGAUUGAGGAGAGCAGCCCACAUCUCCUCUGGCAUGGGCAUGCUGUGCCCAUUUUCUUUGUUGAUAGCAAUUGCUAAUGUGAAUUCUGGCACUCCAAAUCCCGAUGCCUGUUGUUCUGAUAACAUAAUUAAAUCUUAGGAAUGUGAAAUAUAAAAAGCUUUGAGAAGAAACCAGGCCACUAAGCGGAUACUGGGAAGGGGGGCGUGCAGGCUCCUUAUGUACCAAAUAAGCAAUGGGGUUGCUCCAGGCAGGAUUCCCUGCUCGUGGCCACGUUGGGAGUGAUCCUGCGACCUGCAGGAAAGGGGGUGGCCUCCCAGGAGCAUCUGCUGUCCUAAUCUCAUGCUGCAAGGCUGUCAUCUUCCAGGCUUACAGCACGUCACGGGCUCCUUAGGUUGGCAGGGGUCAGCCGUGCCCAUGCCAGCAGCUUGGGUUCGUGCCGCCCUUGCAGAGCCUGGUUCUCCUUGGGAUGAGUGUUGGGAAAUGGUUUUGUUUAUUUUUAGCUUUUGUUUUGAAGUCCUAAGUGCCUUCUGGAAGUGGUCUGGCCUUGAUAGACACAGAGGUGGCUGUGGCUGUCCGGGUGUGUCUGGCCACGUGUCACCAAAUGCUGCCGUGCAGCUGAAGACCACAGAGAAAUGGCUUUUUCCUGGCUUAGUGAUGGGUCUGGGUUUGGACCAAGUGCCUCCAAAGCAUGAGGAGAGUUCGUGCUGACCCACAGGAGUGUCCCUGGUGCUGUUGGAUUUCACAUUGUGAGGAUGGAUCUUACUUACUGCUUGAAUUGAUUAAAUUCUUGCAUGAAUUUGAUGAGGGAGGUCCCCCAUGCAAAGUAGUUGGGGUAGUGGGGUCUUGGUUAUUAUUUUUGCCCAGCUGGUUGGCAGUACUGUCACCUUCCAGUUUCUACUGUGCUCGAGGUCAGAUCGUGCCACCCUGAGCUUCGCUUGCCCACGAGUGUCUUUCUGCGUCGUUGUGCUGAGCAAGGUGAACAGCAGAACAUGGAACAGCAGCUGUUUUCUGAGGGAAUCAAUGGCAGGUGUGACCCAGCAAAAACAGCCUAUGUAGGACAAAGCUGGGCUCAAGUGAAAUGGAGUCAAGCCCACAGUGCAGUUGGUGUGUGAAAACGCCUUGUCCUGGGAGGAGGAGGAGGAAUCAUGAGCGGAGCUGCGACCGCCUGCCUGGAGAGCACUCUGUCUCCAAUGACUUGGUGUUUUGUGCCGGGGAGACCCAGCUGGAAGUGCUGCAGGUUGAGCAGCUUUGUGCAGCGAUGUCUCCUAACAAUCAGACCAAGGGAUCCCAGGUUCUGACUUCUCAGAGGUGGGAUGACACUGCACAGGGAUGCCAAGUGCUUUCCAAGCAGGCACCCUCUGUGAAUGUGCUGUAGCCCUCCUCUCUUCCUGACAUGCUCUUUUCAUCCCAAUUAAAAAAAAAAAAAAAAAAAAAAAAA
Messenger RNA from Prinia subflava (tawny-flanked prinia), 7784 nucleotides. It is a transcript of the gene ZBTB42, whose product is annotated as zinc finger and BTB domain containing 42. The coding region runs from base 319 to 1746 and encodes 475 amino acids. Lineage: Eukaryota; Metazoa; Chordata; Aves; Passeriformes; Cisticolidae. The record is from RefSeq and is a predicted model, not a curated record. Gene Ontology annotation, cellular component: nucleus. Gene Ontology annotation, molecular function: DNA-binding transcription factor activity, RNA polymerase II-specific; protein binding. Gene Ontology annotation, biological process: regulation of transcription by RNA polymerase II. The transcript has 2 exons.